AUGGCCCCCAAUAGAGUCCUCUCCUCUCCCUCUCCCCCCAGCAACGAGCCCGGCACAAUCCUCCUCGAGACCUCCAACCUCCUCAUCCGCCGCUGGCAUCCCUCCGACGCCCCCGCGCUCGCCGCCGCCGCCAACCACCCCUCCAUCACGCCCAACCUGCGAGACCGCUUCCCCAUGCCCUACCGCCUCGCCGACGCGGAGAGCUACCUCGCCAACUUUGUCUUCUCCGACGAGGGCUACCCGCACGCCAUGGCCAUCUUCGUCAAGCCAAACGCCGGCCACAACGACUCUUCUGAACCGCUCUUUAUUGGUGGCGCGGGCCUCGAGAGCAAGGGCGACGUGUAUUACCGCACGUGGGAGCUCGGGUACUGGUUCACGCCGUCGGCGUGGGGGAAGGGCUACGCGACGGAGUUUGUGAGGGCGGUUGUGCCGUGGGCGUUUAAGACGUGGCCGAGAUUGAACAGGAUUGAGGCCAUGGCGUAUGCGAGGAACGAGGCGAGCAAGAGUGUUUUGAGGAAAUGCGGAUUCACGCUGGAGGGUGUGAGGAGGGGGGCUUUGGAGAAGGACGGGGAGGUGCUGGAUGAGUGUAUGAUGGGGAUUCUGAGGAGUGAUGUUGAAGAAUGA
Messenger RNA from Trichoderma aggressivum f. europaeum, 624 nucleotides. RefSeq lists its product as uncharacterized. The coding region runs from base 1 to 624 and encodes 207 amino acids. The transcript has a single exon. The record is from RefSeq and is a predicted model, not a curated record. Lineage: Eukaryota; Fungi; Ascomycota; Sordariomycetes; Hypocreales; Hypocreaceae. Gene Ontology annotation, molecular function: acyltransferase activity, transferring groups other than amino-acyl groups.